UGAGCGCCUGAAGAAAUGCCUUUAGUCAAUUCAACACUCACCAGAGAUUACUAAGAUGUUCGACAUGAUGAAGAGGUUUCUGAGAGCUGUCUGGAACUACCACAAUCUCCUCAUCAUCAUACUCACCCCUGUGCUACUGCUGCCUCUCCCACUGGUCAUCCAAGGAAAGGUGUCAGAAUGUGCGUUCGUACUGUGUGUCAUGGCAGUGUACUGGCUGACAGAAGCCCUGCCACUGGCAGCCACAGCUCUGUUCCCAGCCUUGCUCUUCCCUUUCUUUGGCAUCAUGAAGUCCUCUCAGGUGGCUGGGGAGUACUUCAAAGACUUCCACCUGCUGUUGAUCGGAGUCAUCUGUCUGGCAACGUCUAUAGAGAAGUGGGGUCUCCACCGGAGGAUUGCACUUAGUCUGGUCACUCUGGUCGGUGUCAAUCCUGGAUGGCUGAUGUUGGGCUUUAUGAACAGCUGUGCCUUCCUAUCCAUGUGGGUCCAAAACACAUCCGCCGUUGCCAUGGUGAUGCCCAUCGUUGAGGCGAUCAUUCAGCAAAUCUUGAAUGCAGAGGGAGAAGGUGAGCAGAGGCAACGAUCAAUGACAGGCACCAGCAACCUUGGCCUAGAACUGGAAGAGACUGAGGGACCGUGUGACAAAAAUGAAGAGCCAAUAAGAACAAAUAAGGAACCAGAUGAAAUGGAGUACACUAUUCCAGAGGAAGCACCCUCUCAGACCAAUGUGAUUGGGCAAAAGAUAGAGGGCCGCUACCGGAGUAAGAGAGAGCACAUGAUGUGCAAGGGGCUGUGCCUAAGCAUCACAUACUCUUCCUCUAUAGGAGGGAUUGCCACCCUUCCUGGGACCUCCCCCAACCUCAUCUUUUCAGAGUACAUCCAUCAGUUUUACCCAGAAUGCACCUCUGUAAACUUUGGAAACUGGAUCGUCUUGUGUCUGCCAAUCAGCAUCAUUGCUUUGCUGUUGUCAUGGAUAUGGCUGCACUGGAUGUUCAUCGGCUCAGACUUCAGGGUGCUGUUCCGUCCUAGUGGAGAGCGCUCUGAGAGAGAGACUGCAACAGCCAGAGUCAUAGAGGAGGACUACAACACGCUGGGUCCUACAAGUCCCCAGGAGGUUGUGACCGCGUUCAUCUUCAUCCUGAUGGUGGUGCUGUGGGUCUUCAGAGACCCUGGAUUUAUGCCAGGGUGGGCCUCAAUCUUCCUCCCUGAAUAUGCGGGCUACAUCAGUGAUGCCACCGUGGCCCUACUGCUGGGGCUCAUGUUCUUCAUCAUGCCAGCACACAAGCCUUCUGCAGAUAAACACGGUAUCAAAUAUGAGGCCAUGAUCUCAUGGAAAGAGUUCCAGGCCUGUAUGCCAUGGGAAGUCGCCCUACUUGUUGGUGGGGGCUUUGCACUUGCUGAGGGCACCCAGGUGUCUGGUCUGUCCUCCUGGGUGGCAAACUUGCUAUCUCCUCUGGGGAGCCUCCCCAUCAUAGCAACAGUCACCAUUGCCUGUGUCCUUGUCACCUCAGUCACAGAGCUGGCCAGCAAUGCAGCCACCAUCACCAUCUUCCUCCCUAUCCUUGCCCCUCUGGCCGAAGCUAUCCAUGUGAACCCACUCUACAUAUUGAUACCCACAACCCUCUGCACAUGCUUCGCCUUCCUGCUUCCUUCAUCCAACCCUUCCAAUGCCAUUGUGUUUGGCUACGGCCACCUCACCACCACGGACAUGGUGAAGGCGGGGAUUGGUGUGAAUGUAAUCAGUGUCCUUGCAGUAUUAUUGGCUGUGACAACAUGGGGGAUUCCACUGUUUGACCUGGAUACCUACCCUGAUUGGGCACCUACUCCAUCCACGUCAAACGUCACUGGAUGGUGAAAUCAGUCAGGACAACACUAAAUACGG
This is a messenger RNA of Oncorhynchus keta (chum salmon), 1879 nucleotides long. RefSeq names its product solute carrier family 13 member 1 (gene slc13a1). Gene Ontology annotation, biological process: monoatomic anion transmembrane transport. The transcript is spliced from 15 exons. Gene Ontology annotation, molecular function: sodium:sulfate symporter activity. The record is from RefSeq and is a predicted model, not a curated record. The coding region runs from base 56 to 1852 and encodes 598 amino acids. NCBI's taxonomy places the organism in Eukaryota, Metazoa, Chordata, Actinopteri, Salmoniformes, Salmonidae. Gene Ontology annotation, cellular component: membrane.